Pygoscelis adeliae (Adelie penguin) is the source of this 8005-nucleotide messenger RNA. It is a transcript of the gene SLMAP, whose product is annotated as sarcolemma associated protein. Lineage: Eukaryota; Metazoa; Chordata; Aves; Sphenisciformes; Spheniscidae. Bases 896 to 3421 code for a protein of 841 amino acids. The transcript has 24 exons. Gene Ontology annotation, biological process: regulation of voltage-gated sodium channel activity; protein localization to plasma membrane; regulation of membrane depolarization during cardiac muscle cell action potential. The record is from RefSeq and is a predicted model, not a curated record. Gene Ontology annotation, molecular function: protein binding.
UUGCCCGCUGCUGCCGGCCAGAGCCACCGCGGGCACCGCCUGGGAGCAACCUGUCAGUGCACUUCGUAGGCCGUCCCCGAAGGACCCUUCCCACGCGUUAGUUUGUCCGCGAGAGAAGGAGAAUUUGAAGCCCUCUCCAUGCCUUAUCAAGUUCCUUAUCUGAGUGGCUGCCUGAAACUGUAGAACAGUUCAGCUGUAUCUGGUGUAGGGGAGGAAAACAGUAUAGCUCUCAUACCCCAUCCUAAAUUGAGGACCACCUAUUCUGCUUUGGUUUAAUAUACGAAGAUGGUGAAAUGCGGAUUGCCGUGUGAAGCGACUAAAUCCCUGUUGUGGAGUGAGGGCUUUGUAUUCACCUUCCAACUCCUGAUCUGUGUGCUUUGAGAGAGGACGCUAAUCCUUCUCCCUCAUCCCCCUUCCCUAAACCUUUCCUUGCUUCCAUGUUGCAUUGGUCAGAAUUUUGGUCAGUGUUGUUUAUGGAAGGGGGGGGUGGGAAAGAAGGCAGUUGAGGUUACAAACAAAAGUACUUGUAUGACUCAUCUACUUGGAUUUAAGACAUUCUGUCCUUCUUUCAAGGAGCCUUUGCUUCUCUUUGAAGGAAUCAGAUGCUUGUUCCUGUUCUUCCGGAGGAGGAUGGAUUGAAAGUUGUGUAUUUUAGACUUUUUUUGGGCCACUGCUGAUAUUAUUAAAAGACAUAAUGGGGCUUUUUCACUGGAUUAUUGCCAGAAUUAGUUUACACACUGAAACAAUGAGUUGUUAGGCCUCUCAUACAAUAAUGUUUGUCCUGCUUUAAUAUAAAGUUGCUGUGGAGGUUUGGGUUCAAAAUUGUGGAGGACAGUCUGCAUCAGAAGAGGCUCUCUUCAUCUCUGGUCGGUGUGGCAACUCCAAUCUGUCCUCGAUGCCUUCAGCCUUGGCCAUCUUCACUUGCCGCCCGAACUCUCAUCCGUUUCAGGAGCGUCAUGUCUACCUGGACGAGCCUGUCAAGAUUGGCCGCUCUGUGGCUCGCUGCCGGCCAGCUCAGAAUAAUGCAACUUUUGACUGUAAGGUGCUGUCCAGGAACCAUGCUCUUGUCUGGUUUGAUCACAAGACAGGCAAGUUCUAUCUUCAAGACACUAAAAGUAGUAAUGGUACCUUUAUUAAUAGUCAGAGACUGAGUAGAGGAUCUGAGGAAAGCCCACCAUGUGAAAUUAUGUCAGGUGACAUCAUCCAGUUUGGUGUAGAUGUGACGGAGAACACGCGGAAAGUUACCCAUGGAUGUAUAGUCUCCACAAUCAAACUGUUUCUUCCAGAUGGAAUGGAAGCUCGAUUGCGAUCAGAUGUUAUCCAUGCUCCAUUACCAAGUCCUGUUGACAAGGUUGCUGCUAACACUCCCAGUAUGUAUUCUCAGGAAUUGUUUCAGCUUUCGCAGUAUCUACAGGAAGCCUUACAUCGGGAACAAAUGUUGGAACAGAAGCUGGCAACCCUUCAGCGACUACUUGCUGUCACGCAAGAGGCUUCAGAUACUAGUUGGCAGGCUUUAAUAGAUGAAGACAGGCUGCUAUCAAGAUUAGAGGUUAUGGGAAAUCAAUUACAGGCAUGUUCAAAGAAUCAAACAGAAGACAGUAUACGAAAAGAGCUUAUAGCAUUACAAGAAGACAAACACAACUAUGAGACAACAGCCAAAGAGUCCUUGAGGCGGGUCCUUCAGGAGAAAAUUGAAGUGGUCAGAAAACUGUCUGAAGUGGAGAGGAGUUUAAGUAAUACAGAAGAUGAAUGUACUCACCUGAAAGAAAUGAAUGAGCGGACUCAGGAAGAAUUAAGAGAGUUAGCUAAUAAGUACAAUGGAGCUGUAAAUGAAAUUAAAGAUCUUUCUGACAAGCUAAAGGUAGCAGAAGGAAGACAAGAAGAAAUCCAACAGAAAGGACUAGCUGAGAAAAAAGAAUUGCAGCAUAAAAUAGAUGAAAUGGAAGAGAGAGAGCAAGAGCUUCAAGCAAAAAUAGAAGCUUUACAGGCUGAUAAUGACUUCACCAAUGAGCGGCUAACUGCUUUACAAGUACGGUUAGAACAUCUUCAAGAGAAAACUCUUAAAGAACACAACAGCUUAGGCAUACAAGUUGACGACUUCAUACCUAAAAUUAAUGGGAGCACAGAGAAAGAGCACUUUCUUUCAAAGAGUGGAGGGGACUGCACUUUUAUUCAUCAGUUCAUAGAAUGUCAGAACAAGAUCAUAGAUGAAGGACAUCUAACCAAAGUGGAAGAAACAAAGCUUUUGAAAGAGAAUCAAGCAAGAGUCAAAGAAUCUGAUUUGUCGGACACUCUUAGUCCAAGCAAGGAGAAAAGCAGCGACGACACUACAGAUGCCCAAAUGGAUGACCAAGAUCUAAAUGAACCUAUUGCUAAAGUAGCUCUUCUAAAAGAUGAAUUGCAGGGUGCACAAUCAGAGACUGAGGCUAAGCAAGAAAUUCAGCAACUGCACAAGGAACUGAUUGAAGCUCAAGAGCUAGCUAGGACAAGUAAACAAAAAUGCUUUGAACUUCAAGCGCUGUUGGAAGAAGAGAGAAAAGCAUAUCGAGUGCAAGUUGAAGAAUCUAACAAGCAAAUAAAUGUUCUGCAAGCUCAGUUGCAAAGGUUACAAGAAGAUACUGAGAAUCUUCGUGAGGAGAAGGAGAAUGAAAUUUCAAGCACUCGAAAUGAACUAGCCAGUGCUCAAAAUGAGAUUCUGUCACUUCAACAAGUAGCAGAAAAGGCAGCAUCAGAACGAGAUACAGAUAUUUCUGCAUUGCAAGACGAGCUGCAAACAGUGCGAGCAGAACUGGAACGGUGGCGGAAAGAUGCUUCAGAUUAUGAAAAAGAAAUUGUAAGUCUGCAAGCCAGUUUUCAGCUCAGAUGUCAGCAGUGUGAGGAUCAGCAGAAGGAAGAGGCUACUCGCUUAAAAGGUGAACUUGAAAAGUUGAAGGCAGAGUGGAGUGCUCUUGAAGCUGAGUGUGUUACACUAAGGAAGGAAAAUACUUUGCUUACAUCUGAACUUCAACGACAAGAGAAGGAGCUUUCUAGCUCUCAGAAACAGAGUUUAGCGCUAACCAGCGAUAUAAGUGUUCUUGAAAUGUCUCGAAAGGAACUUGAAAAUCAGAUGGGAUCUUUGAGAGAAAAACAUCAACGGGAUGCAGCUAGUCUAAAAAGCCAACUCAGUGAAGCUGAGAGUCAAGCAAAAGAUGUUCAGAAAGAGUAUGAAAGAACACAGACUGUGCUCUCAGAGCUGAAGGCAAAGUAUGAGAUGGCUGAACAAGAAAAUCAGUCACUCACAGAAGAGCUCAAACAGUGUAAAGAAAACCUGAAGCUGCUACAAGAAAAAGGAAACAACCCUUCCAUAUUACAACCCGUCCCAGCCGUAUUCAUCGGCCUAAUCCUGGCUUUCCUGUAUUGGUGUUACGGCCCAUUGUGGUAGCGAAAGAGACAAUGGCCUUGGAUGCCUGUGAUGGCAGCUUUGGUUGCUGUAACAGCCGUGGUGCUGUACCCAGGCCUAACCAGAGCUUCUCCAUGAGAACUGUUGUUGAAUCCAUACACCGUCCUCCCUUUAGAAGCUGGCAACAUUGAUAUACUGAGGGAAAACAGAUUAAUUCUCUUCCUUUUUACCUCUUAAUACAGCACAGCUCUGCGUGAGAACAGCAGUAGGGUCAUUUGCUUUAAACUGUAUAAAAUGUAUCUGUCUAUAAAGAGGGAAUAAAAUUGUGAUUCAUCAUACUGUGAGCAAUAUUUUUGCUUACAAUGUCAUGCAAGUUUUAAAUUAGUAUGUUGGGAUUCUGAAUACUAUAAUGGUGGCCUAAAGUAGGCUUCUUGGUACCAAAUUAUUUAUAAUGGCUAGGGUUGUGGACACUUACUUUAGAAUCUGAUUGCCAGAUUUAGAAGGAAAAACACAUUUCUGAUUUGGACACCCAAGCCAAGUAACCUUGCAGAUACUUGGAAAACAGAUGCAGUAUGCUCAGUGCCUUUCAGUACAAAAUUUUUUUUUUUUUAAAAACUAGUAUACCAUUUUACUUGCUGUUAGUCACUGAGCUGUUGGGAACAAGACUUAAGAAAACUUCUCUUAUCACGCCUUUCAAAGGAAGCAUAUUUUUCUUUGAUAAGGAUUGCUUUAUUAAUGAUUUUUGGGAAUAAACACAAUUCAUGUCCAGCCUUAAAGAGAUAGAGAUAUUGAUGGUGAAGACCAGCCUAGAGUAUUUAGUGUGCGCGUGUGCGAGUGUAAGCAUGUGUGUGUUCUUGAGUGAACUAAGGUAUUUCUGGGAGCAAGUACUUGGUCAUUUGAUGGACAUAGUGCAGUGAUUCAACUUACGUUAACUUUAGUUUGAAUGUAAUUUAUUAAAUUUCAUAUAUUUAAAGAGAUGCGUUCUUUAAAAGUAUGAAUAAUUUCUCACAUACCACAUGUAUCAAUUUAUUUUUUCAGUCAUUUGAUACUUUCUGACUUGAGCUGGAGAAGCUCUUUAGAUAAGCUUUUGUUGACGUAACUUUAAGAGAACUGCUACAGUACGUCUGUGAUUAGCUGAAAAAAAUCUAUGAUACAUAAAAUACUACAAAAUUGGAAUCAUAUACCUGAUGACGUAUUGUCAGGUCAAGAUGAUUUUAAUUUGGUAGUAAAAUUUUGUGCAUCCUCAUCACAUGGCUGUAAGUAUGAUGCAGUGGUCCCCAUUACAAAGUUUAUUUUCCUUAUCUAAGUACUAUAACUAUUGCUAUUUGCUGACUUUUGGUGGGAAUCACUGUAGUUAGUGCUGAAUUAAAUGUAGACUGUAGUUGUCUUGUUCAGCUCAACAGUUCUGUCAAAAAAGUUUAUUAAAGACUUAAUAUGCUAAAGAAUGGUAAAGUAAAAUGGCUGUGCUAAAGGAAACUUCAAAAAUAGGGAGGUAAUCUCAGAAGUUGAAUUGGCUUUAAAAUAUGUUAUGGCAAUCGACAGAUAGUUUAAAUAUUUAAAUAGAAAUUUAGCAUAUAAUUUACUCUGUGAGGUUUUAAGGGUCAUUGUCCUUUAAUUAAAGAUUCUAUCUUAAGUUACAUGGGAUUUGCUAAUGGGAGGAUUAUUAGUUGGAAAAAAUAGUCCACAAGUGACUUGUAGAAAGUAAAUAUUUUCAUUUAGUUCAUUCAUUUCAUCCUUUUCAGUUGCAGGAAGCCACCCAACCACAGAACACUCGUAUGCCAGUGGUACUUAGUACCUCUUGUAUAUAGGUUAUUGCAAAUAUUGUUCUGAAAUGCUUAACUUCAGAAUUACAUUUUUUAAAGUAAAUAAUUGUUUUAAAUCUAUUUUGUAAAGAUAUAAAAAUACAAUAGAAUUUCUGGAGUACAGAUUAAACUAUUUGCACUAACACACGUGAUGUGCAUGAUUUAAUAAAAUAACUUUACUCUCCCUAUGCAUGUUUGAGUUGAAUGUCAUUUAAAAACAAAAGAUUGAUGCUAAGUUUCUUUUGCGCUAGAUAUUGCCACAGUUACUAGGCACAAUGUCUGCAGCAUGUCCAGCAAUAGCAAAAUACUUGUUUUACCUUGUUAUUUCACAUUUGCACUGGUUUAAGUUUUUGUCUAGCUGAUCUCUCUCCUGGCUGUGGUUUUCAGAAAGAAAGGGAGGAAGAGAGAGCGAUGAAAGGCUUGGGAGCAUUAUUGCCAUGGCUGGGGCGGGGGGGGAAGUGUUCACAGCUGAAGGGUGGAUUGUGCCUGUGGCAGGGAUUGUGAGACUGGAGGAGCAGUGGCUGCAGAUAGCGGGGCAAUAGUGGAAAACCCUUCCAGGGGAAGGGAGCCUGAUGCUGCCUCCUCUCUUCUUUAGCAUCUUGAGCUCCCUAUUUGUCCCUCUUUCAUCUGCUGUUUCUUUUCCAGUUGAUUCUGUUCCCUCCUCCCUGCCGGUAGCAUGUAGAUGUGGUGUGAGGAGGUGGAGUGGAGCCUGGUGGAGCAGUGGUCCCUCCUGGCUGGCAGCGGGGAAGGUGCUGAGUUCCCUGGGACCAACCUUGGGGCAGGCCUGCACUGCCACUUGGUGCCCCAUACUGAGCAACUCUGCCUGUGACAUAAGUUUGUUCUUGUAUUAAAGACAAAUGUUGUGUUUUCAGCAAAACUUUAGAGCAUCAGAGAGCUGAAAUUUGAGACCCAACAUGGUUGUAUUAAAGAAGAAAGAUUUCUAAUUAUGUGCAUGUGUGCAUAUUUAUAUUAUAUACACAGGUGCAUAGUACACAUCGCAUGGGGGUUUGUGCUUACAAGUAUACCUGUGGUUCCCUAAUACAGUGCCUUUCCCAGGAGUUCUUGACAUUUGCAUGUUCAAAAUGAUCAAGAAUGAGCUAAAAUGCACAGUUCACUCUUUGGUUGUGAGAAUCCCUGGAGAAGGAUUGGAUAACUGGGAAGUUGUGGUUCUUCAGUGCUUUGAUACUGAAGCAGCAAGUGGAGUUAUUUUGCAAGCAGUCUAUGCACAAACCUCUGGUUUCUGUUGCGUUUGUUUAUAGUAAAUGUGUGUGCUCUUUUACAUUCAUAUUUAGGUUCUUUCUUUUUAGUUGUGAGGCUUGAUUAGCUAAGCCUUGGAGUUACUGUAACAAGAGCAGCUUUUCACAAACGUGUAAGAUGCUCUAAGUUUACUUGUAAAAUAAGUGCUAUGAGUUUGCACUGAAGUUUGAGGUUUUAAAAAGGUACCUCAUACUAGAAAAAUUUAGUCUGAGAGUUGUUUUAUCAGUUGCUAGUUCAAUUUGGAAGUUUUAAUAUAAUAAAAUAUCUGAACACUUCUUCAGUUUUGUCCUGGUGUCCUAACUAAGGCACUUUUUUUUAAAUUCUAAAAGAAUUCUACCUACAUGGGGACUACAACAGCAGGCCUUUUAUUUAAAAAUAGAAGUAUAAAAUGUAUUUAAAAAUAUAGUGUAAUUUUCCUGUUCCUUGUAGCUGAAUUAAAUGUGUUCUUCCAGAGUAUUAGCCUGAUCCUUCUUGCAGAAUCUCUGGAUUUUUUGGUGCUCAAUGGAGAAUUGUGAACCUGCACAAUGUAUUGCAAAGUUUUCUCAUAAAACAGUCUUAGUGAGACUUAGUAUCAAAUGACUGAUGGCUGAAGCAAAGGUAAUCAUCUGUGCAUGUAUUUUUGGGGUAUAUUGCUAAGUUAUUUUUCUAAUGAAGUCUUCUGAAGUAUGUUACCCGUUCAAAUUUUCAGUGUGCUUUACAUAAGAUUUUGAAUGUCUCUUGCCUUAAUCUGUAGGGUUCUACCACUUGCAAGAAUCAUUUUUUCAGCUUGAAUCUUCUCCAUGACAAAUCCACUGCCGGGAUUCAUUCCACCAGCAGCAUCUGAGUGCUUUAAAACACCAGGUCACCACAACGGCUUUUGGGAAGCCACUGUAGUUUGCACUAGCUCUGCAACUGGGGCUGGCUGCUUUCCACCAGGGGCCUUUUUUUCCCUCUGGCUUUUCAUCCACCAUUAGUAUUUCAUUAACAACCAUCUCAAGAUUUUUGGGUCUCCAUUAAUAUAGCAGUUGGUCAUACGAAAGAAUUAGAAGCCAUAUUCUCUGUCUCUCAAGCAUAUACCUCUGGAUCAGAAGGGUGAUUGCUUCCAGCAAACAGCUGCAUUGAAUUCCUCAGAUCCAGCUGAUUUUCUCAUCCCAGUCCCUCUUUGCGUGUGCUUCUGGACACAGAAUUCCUUUCUUUCUCCUCUGGUGGGGAAUUGGACUGCAGUAUGGGUCUCCCAGUUCUUUCUGCCUUCCUGUAUUUUUAGUUUGUACCAACUCAUUCAAAUUAGUGAGCAAAGGUUUGCCCACAGAGCCAGGUUCUUCUGCUUGGAGACAGGGUUGCACUGCUACUGCUUUAAAAACAGUGGGUGCUACCGGUAUUGGACUAAAGGCUCCCAGAAGUAGAAGGCAAAUUAGCAAUUGAAACAAAGGUUUCGGUGGUAAGGACCAUCAGAGGCUCGCAUUUCCGUUUGUUGGUAAAGGUAGAGGGAACUCAUAUCUGAUUGCUUUUCUGGAUAUCACAGUCAAAACUUCACUGACUGAUUUCAACAUCUGAAGCAUAAUGUCAAGAAGUUAAGCAUGUAUUUUAG